CGAAGUAAAAACAUCUCGGCGAGUAAUGGAGUAUAUAUCUUUUUAAUAAAGAGACGGUAAAGAGGUUUGAUAAUUUACCAACCUCGUCGGCCGGGUUCUUUGUGGUUCCAUGAUCCCUCUUGCUCCCACAUAAACACUGGGAAAGAGAGAGGACGACCGAAGCCUUCGAAGGCGCGGAAUACACAUCUCUCAAGCUUUCAUUUAUUGAGAUCGAAGCGACCCCGCCAGGUGGUUUAAGUUAUCUUUGAUAUGGCAGAAACUGCAUCUUCACCUACUCCUCGUUUUGCUCCCGAUGAUCCCUCUCUCCCUAAACCUUGGAGAGGCCUUGUUGAUGGUAAGACUGGGUAUCUUUACUAUUGGAAUCCUGAGACUAAUGUUACUCAGUAUGAUAAGCCUGGUUAUAUAAGCUCUUCUGUUCAAAAGUCUUCCCAAGGGCCCCACAGAGACAGUGAUGAUGAUAGAUAUAGCAGAGGUUACCGUGCCUCAAGUAAGGGCUCUGGUAGGGAGGACUCUAAGACAGAAAGAAACAACUCUGACCAUUAUCGCGGCGUUUCGGACACCACAUUAGGUGCAAAUGGUGCAUCUGUUUAUAAAGAUAGGUCCUCAAGCAUGGGAAGAGAGUUAUCUCCAGAUUCUCAUCGCCGUCGGCAUGAAGUAUCCGUAACUACAGAAAGAAACAACUCUGACCAUUAUCGUGGCAUUUCAGACACCACAUUAGGUGCAAAUGGUGCAUCUGUUUAUAAAGAUAGGUCCUCAAGUGUCGGAAGAGAGUUGUCUCCAGAUUCUUAUCGCCGUCGGCAUGAAGUAUCCGUAACUGGAGAUUAUGUGCCUCCACCAUUCACCUCAUUCAGCUCAACUGGGUUUCCAUCAGAGAUUUUGAGAGAGGUAUUCAAGAAGUCAUUCUGUUCUCUUUAAAUCCUGGUGACAUGUGCUCUCACCAAAGCCAAGGAUCUGAGAAUGUCAUGUUCCUCUGAAAUUUUGCGGCUUCCGGAAGUCCAUCUCAAACUUUAGCACUCAAAAUUAGUUUAUUGCCUAUUGAAGUUUGUCGCAGGUGCGAUAUUUGCUCCUGGGGAGGAGCUAAAUGUCGUACGCUGCUUCUUUUGGAGGCUUUCAUGACUUCGGAGUGCCCUUAAUCCGAGGACCAAUUUUCGUGAAGGGCUUUUGUGUCAUCCAUGUUCGUGGCCAGGACUGCUGUUGGUGAUAUGAUUCAGUUUUGCCACGUGGUCCGAAUGGAAGAAGAGGCGUCCUCCUGCUUUUAGCUUGCCUAUGUACAUCAAGCCGGGUUUUCAACUCCUACACCGAUACAGGCACAGUCAUGGCCUAUUGUUCUUCAUGGCCGAGAUAUUGUAGCUAUUGCGAAGACUGGCUCAGGAAAAACCUUGGGCUACUUGAUUCCUGGCUUUAUACAUCUAAAAGAGCAUCGUAAGAAUCCUAGAUUAGGUCCCACUGUCUUGGUUUUGUCACCAACAAGGGAGUUAGCAACACAGAUACAAGACGAAGCUGUGAAGUUCAGUAAAUCUUACCAGAUAUCUUGCACGUGCCUAUAUGGAGGCGCACCAAAGGGUCCACAAUUGAGGGAUAUAGAUAGAGGAGUAGAUAUUGUGGUUGCCACACCUGGACGGUUAAAUGACAUCCUGGAAAUGCGAAGAAUUAGCCUUCACCAAGUUUCCUACUUGGUGUUAGAUGAAGCAGACCGUAUGUUAGACAUGGGCUUUGAACCUCAGAUAAGGAAGAUUGUGAAGGAGGUGCCUGCUCGCCGACAGACUAUUAUGUUCACUGCAACAUGGCCAAAGGAGGUCCGCAAAAUAGCUGCUGAUCUGCUGCUCAAUCCUGUCCAAGUCAACAUUGGUAAUGUUGAUGAGCUCGUAGCAAACAAAUCCAUAACACAGUAUGUUGAAGUGUUGUCACAAACGGAGAAGACUAGGAGGCUAGAACAUAUAUUGAGAUCCCAAGAACCCGGAUCGAAAGUGAUAAUUUUUUGCUCAACAAAGAAGAUGUGCAAUGCGCUUUCUGGUAACCUUGCUCGCCAAUUUGGGGCAGCAGCUAUUCAUGGUGACAAAUCUCAGGGUGAGAGAGAUUACGUGUUAAGUCAGUUUCGCACUGGUAGGACUCCAAUUCUCGUGGCAACUGACGUUGCUGCUCGCGGCUUGGACAUCAAAGAUAUCAGGGUCGUAAUUAAUUAUGACUUCCCUACCGGAAUAGAGGAUUACGUGCACAGGAUAGGAAGAACAGGACGGGCAGGUGCAACAGGUGUUGCUUACACAUUUUUUACUGAGCAGGAUGGAAAGCACACAUCGGAUCUCAUUAAGGUCUUAGAAGGUGCUAACCAACGCGUUCCUGUUGAACUACGAGAUAUUGGUUCACGUAGUGGUGGGAUGGGAAGGGGUAGGCGUCAAUGGGGUUCUGGCCCCGCUGGGCGUGAUGGAGGGCAUAUACGUUAUGAUUCUGGUAAUGGUGCAAGGGGAACUUUGGCUAUGUCCUCAUCAAGUAGAGGCGGAGGCCGUGGAGUUGAUCGCGAUUCAAGCUACAGGCAUGGCCGCACUCAUGACAGCAAUGGCUUUGGUAAUUACCAAAAUCCGCGGAGCCUAAUAAAUGGUGCACACAAUUCAGACAGGCAUGGCCGUAGCAGGAGUAGGAGCCCUGUUAGGGGGGCUGCUUCUGGGUGGGGUGGCAGUGACAGUAGGAGUAGGGCUCGCAGCCGGAGCAUUGAUAGGUUCAGCAGGUCCACUACUCGUGAUGUUGGACGGAAUUUCCGCGAGGCAGCCCCUGUCACAACACGAGCAGGAGCAUCCUUGGUGCCUUCUGCAAAGCAGAGACCGCCACCAACUUACGAUUAUGGACCUAGGGAGAGUAACAGAAGAUCAUAUGACUACAACAGCAACCAAAAGCAUUGGGAAAGAUCUUCUCCUGCACCCAAGGAGCAGCGUAGCGGGAAGUAUGAAUCUCAAAAUAGUGGGGAUGAAGAGGAAGGCAUCUUUCACCCUCCUAAGGAAAAGAGCAAUUACUAAGAACCCACUGAAUAGUGAAGGAGGGAACUGACAAACUGUUGCGUUAUGCUCUUUCCUUUGCUACUGUUUCACUUGGAUGUUGUAGUUUAUUUUGGCAGUAGGAGACUGGCUAGGUAGAGGUGUAAAAGGACAUUGGGAAUGCUGCUUGCAAUGUUUAGUGUAAUAGGGGACAAUAUGUGGACUUAUAGAUUGAUCAAGUGUAUUGUAAGACUACUGAUAUAGAGACGUAUUAUUGACACAUAACAUUGAAUUGGAAAUGUUUUUUACUACCCUUU
Cuscuta epithymum is the source of this 3283-nucleotide messenger RNA. NCBI's taxonomy places the organism in Eukaryota, Viridiplantae, Streptophyta, Magnoliopsida, Solanales, Convolvulaceae. The record is from the annotation of a GenBank genome assembly.